Messenger RNA from Triticum turgidum subsp. durum (durum wheat), 1455 nucleotides. The record is from the annotation of a GenBank genome assembly. NCBI's taxonomy places the organism in Eukaryota, Viridiplantae, Streptophyta, Magnoliopsida, Poales, Poaceae.
AUGGCCAUGGACAUGGCGCACAAGGACCACCUCCUGGCGGCCUACCACGGCCUCCUCGCCGCCGCGUGCCUCCUCCUCUGCGUGCUCGCCGAGGCCCUCGUCUUCGCGCUGCGGCGGAGCUUCACGUUCUACCUCGUCCCUGUCUCCGCAAUGCUGCUCCUCGGCCGCUACCGCCGCCGCGCCGCGGGGGGCGCGGGCGUCCGCGUCGGGCUCGUCGACUUCUCCUGCCUCAAGCCUCCGCGCCGGCUGCGGCUCCCCGUGGCCGGCCUGCUGGAGCACCUGGAGCUCGGCGGCUUCUUCGACCGCGGCAGCAUCGAGUUCAUGACCAAGGCCAUCCGCUCCAGCGGCAUGGGCUACGAGACCUACCUCCCGCCCGCGCUGCACUACCUCCCGCCGGCGUCCACGCACGCGCACGCCAUCCGGGAGGCGCACAUGCUCUUCUUCCCUGCCCUCGACGACCUCUUUGGAAAGUCCAGCGUGCCGCCGUCCGCCGUCGGCGCGCUCGUCGUCAACUGCAGCGGCUUCUGCCCCGCGCCAUCGCUCGCCGCCAUCAUCGCCAACCGCUACCGGAUGCGCGCGGACGUCAAGCUCUUCAACCUGUCAGGCAUGGGCUGCAGCGCCGGCUCCAUCGGCGUCGACGUCGCGGCCGGCCUCCUGCGGGCGCACGCCUUGUCGUACGCCGUGGUGGUCAGCGCCGAGAUCCUCACAAUCGGGUGGUACUGCGGCAAGGACCACGGCAAGCUCCUCCUCAACUGCAACUUCCGCACCGGCUGCUCCGCCGCGCUCCUGACCAACAGCACGGCCGUGCCGGUGAAGUACCGGCUCGUCAACGUGACGCGCACGAACACCACGGCCAACGACCGGAGCUACCGCGCGGGGUACCGGGAGGAGGACGAGGAGGGCAUCACCGGCUUCACGCUCGGCCAGGGCGUCGGCCGCAUGGUCAGCGAGCUGCUCCGCGCGCACCUCCUCACGCUCAGCCUCUCCAUCCUGCCGUGGCGCGAGAAGGCACGCUUCGCUGCCGCGCUGCUCCUGUCGAUGCGGCGGCGACGGCAAGACAAGCUCGCCGGCAGCAGCUCCGGCGCCUCCGCGCCAAUGCCGGACUUCCGCGCGGCGGCGGACCACUUCUGCCUGCCUUCCUCGGGCAAGCCGAUGAUACUGCGGCUGGGGAAGGGGCUCGGGCUGGGGGAGAGGGAGAUGGAGGCGGCGCUGAUGACGUUCCACCGGUUCGGGAACCAGUCGGCGGCGUCGCUGUGGUACCAGCUGGCGUACCUGGAGGCCAAGGGGCGGGUCCGGAAGGGCGACACGGUGUGGCACCUCGGCAUCGGGAGCGGGCUCAAGGCCAACAGCCUCGUGUGGGAGCGCGUCGCCGUCGCCGACGACCUCGCCGCCGGCGGGCUCGACGCGCUGGGGCCGUGGAUGGAGUGCAUCCACCAGUACCCCGUGUGGGAAUAA